Molecule: messenger RNA, 16700 nt
Organism: Porites evermanni
Lineage: Eukaryota; Metazoa; Cnidaria; Anthozoa; Scleractinia; Poritidae
Source: the annotation of a GenBank genome assembly
GUAACAAGAUGGCACCGUGAAAGGUACAUUCCUUCGAAGGGACAGCGUCCUAUUCUAGUUGUUGCUUGGAAGCUUAAUUUUGUCUGUAAAAUCGACAAGUAUAGUAAACCAUGUUUGUCAUGAACUUAACAAGGUAAGGGUAUGAAUUACUGUAACCCAUUUGAUCUAUUUAUCUCGUAAAAUGCUUUCCAGUCGAGAAAUACGAUCUCUUUGAGGAUGAACGCGGAUGUAAUUGACCCGAAAUGUUGUUACAUGGCUCAGUUUCAACUACCGUGGAGUGUUGAAUAGAUUUUCGUUUUUACCUCCUUUUUUGUCUGAAAAAGGAAAUUUGUUCGAAGUUAUACCAUUUUUAAAGUCAAAAAGGCAUUCCAUCGGCGUUGUUUACAUUGGAUUGCCCUUGAUACACAAUGCUUGAUAGGAAAUUAACCGUAAUGAUCGUAUUUUCAAAAUGUUUGUUUACAAGUCUCUCAGAGCUAUUAUGUUUGGAUUGCCUCUUGCAAAUUCAAAGUAUUCAGCUUCAUCGAUAUAAUUUAAAUGUAUGAAAUCAGUCAUAUUCAAGUCUAAGGAGAAAAUGAGAGUAGUUUAGCGUCACCAGGGAUAUGAGGAUUUAGUAAAAUCCAACUAGUGGUCUAUUAUCAAUGCUGCGUUCUGAUUGGUUGAGCUACUACAAGGCUAUAUGUUAUAGCUCACUAGCAGUGAAAAGCACACGCUUUUUAACGGCAAAAAAGGAUUAGAGUCUAGCUUUAACUAGCUAAAAUUUUUUAAUUCUUUAUAUCUUUGAUCAACUAGUUGGAUUUUACUAAAACAAUUAUUCCUCUGACUCUCAUGGCCUCUCAGUGAGUCAGUCGCCCUUUUGGCCGACUCAGGGCUAAUUCGGGCUUGAGGAAUAAUAAUUGUUAUCCUCGUAAAGGAGGUUCAUAAUAAUGUCAGUGGUCUGAAUUUUGAAACCCCCUGUUUCACGCAUUUCACACAUUAAGUUGCUCUGUGCCAGGCUCAAAACUAGUUGCUGUUUGGAAACAGAGUGGCAAAGGGGUUUUUCAUGAUGUGUGAUGGGACCCAAAUUAUCAACAUGAGGUGGAAUUGGGAAUAGCACCGUGAUACGUGAUUUGCUAUUUUCACAACCCGUGAUGCGUGAUUUUCCUUUGAAAUUUCCGUGAUAGUUAAGUUAAUAUCAUUUGAAACUAGAAGCAGAGACGUCAAAAACAGAUAGUUAUGACACCAACUUCUUGACCUUUUUUCUCGUUCUUCGGCCUCUGAUUUCCUCAGAUCAAAUGAUAAUAUGAUACUUGUUAAUGUAGUCAAUAUUUUAUAUUAUUUUUCCGUGAUGUGUGAUAGCUUAAAAAAAUUGGUGUGACGCAUGAUAGGUUUUCCCCUCUUUGCCACCCCAUCGAAAAUGAGCCUGCACUCAUUUGGGGAGGAUCAAAAACCAGACUCAGGAGAUGAGAGUGGUAGAAAUCGAACCUAGGUCAGAGCUCACCUAUCCAUGUACCCCUCACUACCCUCUGAAAUAAUCAAAGUUGAAAGCAUAUGAACUUAGCCCAUUGGAAAGAAGGCAGGGGCAAGAAAUACCGCAGAAAAAGUCAUCCUAUGCAGAUGUUGCAGUUUAAAGUCUUAUAUUCAUAAGACGACGACUGACCAUAUGUUAUUUCUUUCCUUAACUUGUCUUCUUCUUCCAAGGAAUUUAAUUUAAAGAGAACAAAGCAGUUAUACACACAAGAUCUUUGAUUGUACCAGACAGUAUGCAACACUCUGCAGCAUUUUUACUUAUAUUUCUUGGGAUUAUUCAAUUUAAUGCAGGUGAGAUAGUAAAUAAUACAUAUUGUAUACCUGCCAACUCUCACGCCUUAGGCGUGAGUCUCACGCCUGUGGGUUGAAAACUUCAAUCUCACGCCGGCUCACGCUUGCGGGCCAAUUUCUCACGCCUGAUUGAAAAAUGUGAGUUGCUGCCGUCUUGCUUGACACAAUUUCCAAAAAUAUGUUAACUCAGACCCAUGUAAGGAACGAAAACCAUGUGUAAAAUGAAUAAAUGACAAUACCUCGCGAUGUCUGAUAUUGUGGAUAAGCGUUUUCUCGAUAACUUAACCCUCGGCAGACUUCGGACGUCUUCAGAAGACUUUGGACGUCUUUGGAAGACUUCGGACUUCUUCGGAAGACUUCGGAAUUCUUCGGGAAUCUUCGGAAAUAAUCGUGUCGUCUUCAAAAAUCCCAGCACUCCCAGGAUAAAAAUCUCACGCUUAUAUCUCAGAAAAAGUUGGCAGGUAUAAUAUUGAACUUCUCUAACUCAAACAGGAAAGUGUGAAAGUGCCCCUCUUGCCCAGCUCUGCCAUCAAUGCAAUAACCUACUACAUAGUUAAAUAAAUCUGUUUUGAAACAAAAUGUAAAAACACUCUCCCUUUUCUUGUAAGUUAAGUGAAUUGUACCGCUGUAAGCCAUGCAUAAAAAGACCUACGCUGACUCUGGGCUUAAUACUAGCAAACAUUUUUUUACGAGAUAAAAUUAAUAACCCACCACAGGUCUCAAUCUUACAAUAAUAUGUACUUGUUAGUAAAAGUUAAUCAGAAUUAAUCAUUAUUUCUAAAUGAGACUUCUUGCUAUCUUUUAGCUGCUGCACCAAAUUUCUUAAAGGAACCAGCUGUUUCUCAGACUGCUCUCAAGGACGGACAAGUCAUCUUUGAAUGUCAAAUAGGUGCUUCACAACCCAGCUAUCACUGGCUUAAAGAUGGAAGAAAUAUCAGCAAAGGAAGCAUCUCACUUAUGGGAUCUUUGUCAACAUUGUCGGUUGGUAAUCUGGAGUUUUCUGAUUCUGGGAACUACUCAUGUAUUGCUACUGACAGGCAGUCAGGACAGAGUGGGGAAAAAACUGGAAUACUAACUGUCAAAGGUACAUUUUCAUUUCUUAGGGGAACUAUUUAUUUAGUAUGUAGAACACUGCUGGGCCAUAAAAUUGCUAGACUUUCAUUUUGGGCCAGAGGAAAGAGGUCAUGUAGCUGUUUUAGCAAGUUUUAUAUGGCUGGUUCUUCACUGCUGGCAUUAGUUGAGUUCUUUCUUUCUUUGGCUCUUUUACCUGUACAUGUCCAUUCAUAACUCUUUGAGGUACCAGGGUUUUGUUUUCUUUAACUCCCAAGAGUUGGAACACAGGAUUUUCCUGGUACACCAGACGAUGUUUCAUUGUUUUGUAGACAAAUAUAACUGCCAUGACAUCAUGUGAAAACAAACUAUAGGCCCAGAAAAUAUUCAUCCUGUACCAUGGAGAAUUUACUGGUUUGACCCCCCAUCCCUCCACAAUUUCCAAUUGUUCUGUUCAUACUUUACUUUCAAAAUUUUGGCCUGUUUAAGAACUGCCCACCCCACUUGAAAUUUCUAAUAACCUUCCAUUGGGUGGGGUGGUAGUGGAUAUUUUCUUCAACAACACAUUAUUUUUGUCUUCUUAGGCAAGCCUACUAUCACUCAAGCUCCAUCACUGUUAUCCACCUAUGUUGGCCUGUCUGGAAUAUUUCACUGUGUUGUUGUUGGCAACCCUAAGCCUACUGUUCGUUGGAAAAACAGUAGCAAUGCCAUCAUAACCUCAGGAGGAAGGUUUGAAGUGUUCAGCAAUAAAUCUUUGAAGAUCAGUAAUUUGUUAAAGAGUGAUGAUGGUAGUUUCUUCACAUGUGAAGCUGAAAACUCAUAUGGGACCACAACAGCCAGUACAACCCUGCGUGUUACAGGUCAGUUUUAGCUGCUACUUAUACCGUAAAAUUCCGAAAAUAAGCCCCUCCAUGUGUAAGCCCCUCCAAAUAUAAGCCCCCCAAACUGGUAACACAAAAAACCGUCUGUUAAAUCGCCCCUCCAAAUAUAAGCCCCCUGGGGGCUUGUGCUUGGAAAAUUGCCCUCAAAUACAAAGUAAAAGAAAGCAAAAACGGUAAAUUUACUUCCAACUAUAAGACUAGCCCAAUUGUUUUUGAAACGCAAAUUUUCGUUCAUAGAUAAGCCCCUCUGAAUACAAGCCCCUCCAAAAAUAAGCCCCUUAAAAAGGGUCUUUGAAAAAUAUAAGCCCCGGGGCUUAUUUUCGGAAUUCUAUGGUACUCAGUUAUGUACAGACAGCACCUCUGAAAAGUUAUCAUUUAUGAUGUCUCCCUUUCCUUCUCUUUAAGAAUUAAGCGUAGUUGCACUAAUGCUAUUCUUAUUUUCUGUUACAAGAAAUGUACCAUAUUUACUUGAAUAAGCACACCAUAUGAGACAAAAAAAGUUUAACCCUUUAAGCCCUGAUAUCCACUUACAAAUUCUGCAAACUGAUCACCAUACAUUUCCUUAAAGAAUGAGUUGGAAGAAUUUGAUAAAAAAUCCAAGAUUUUUCUCUGUAAGAUCAUUUUAUCAAUUCUUGUAGACUUUGCUCUUGACAAUCUAUUGUUAUUGUUAGGAGAAAAUUGAUUUUGGACACUAUUGGGACAUAAAGGGUUAAAGACAUCACCAAACUCAAAUAAGCGCUGUGACCCUGAUGUAAUCAUUAUUAAAAGACAAAUGUUUGUCACGUCCAACUUUCAAAUAAAAGCUGCCCUCAAAUAAAUUAACACUGCUCCCAAAUAAGUACUAUAUUUGAGGCAUGGAAAAUUUAAUGAGUGCCAUGGAGCUUAUUCAGUUAAAUAUGGUAUAUUUUAAUAGAGGUGCUCCUUAUGAGUUUGUGUAGGUAAUAGCAUGAUUUGUAGUGACAUUUGGCAUAAAUACUACAUGUGAUAGUAUUGAGACAAUUUUGAAAUAUUAUAAGUGGUAUUUAUGACAAAUAUCGCUUACAAAUCAUGCUAUUAUUUGUUUAUACUACUACCCACAAAAGGCCUUUUUAAAUUUUCUCAUGCAGGUAUUUAGAAUUAAGCUGAAACACCAAUCUCUGAGCCAAUCAAAUUGCAGAAAUUUCUCAUGUAGUAAUAUAAAUCAUGUAAUACAGUAUACCCCCUUUACAAACACUUUAUGCCAGUCCCUCAGAACUUUGAAACGCACUUCCUUCCAAAACCAGUAAUUUAAUAGUUGUUUGUGUUCUUUCAAGAUCCUCCAGCUAUUCCCUCAUUUACAAGGAGACCAGUUAACCAAACUGCAAAUGAAGGAGGGCGAGUAACAUUCUACUGUUCAGUAGCAGGAAGCCCUUCUCCAACCGUCACGUGGAGCAAGUUAGGAGGGAUAAUCCCAGCUGAUAGACAACAGGAGCCUUCACCAGGAUCACUUAGAAUUAUUAAUCUUCAGCCCAAUGAUGAUGGCACUUAUGUCUGUACAGCACAAAAUUUCCUGGGCAAAAUAACAGCACAUGCAUUUUUGCGUAUUCAAGGUGAUUUUCUCGUUAUUAGCUGUUGAGAUUUGGUAUUUGGCCAAUUUAUAGCUAUACUUUCAACCUUCUCACCAAAAAAAGUUCCAAUAAAUUACAGCCAGCUUAACUGUUGUCUGUCUGUCUGUUUGAAAGUUUUUCUCCAUCUGUCCUUGAAACAAACUCAUAGCAAUAAUAAAAAUAUUAUUGGAAGGGGUUGAGCAAAAUACCAUGAUUUGUCAAUGGCAAUGAGAGAGCUCAAUAAUUGUUUUAUACUUUGAUUACUGAGUUUGUUUUUUAAUGAAUAUCUUCUCUAAGUGAGGUGAUCUGUCCUUUUCACAUAAGAGUGAUUGCAAUUAGGAGAAAAGUGUGAUUUCAUUUAUGCCUGAGCAGAAAAUUUUUUGCAGCCAAAUACAGAUGGACAACAUUGGGCAUGAGCAGACCAUUAUUAUUUUGUAGGUAGAUAUUUGCAGGUCAUGCGGUGGGCUUUUGGCAAACAAACAGGAAGAAAAAUUUGCAUUGAAUGAUAAUGCUUGUUAUUUGUUCUUUCUUGAUCUUCUAGGUUAUCCCCGCUUUAUAACAGGACCAUCAAACAAAGUAGUCACAGAGAACUCAUCUGUUCAGUUCACCUGUAUCAUUGAGGGAGAUCCUGCUCCUCACGUGGAAUGGACCACACCCAGUGGGACCAUACUGACUCUGCUGUCUCAGCCGUCUGGUAAUAUAAGGGUCCUCGCAAACAACUCCCUUAGCAUCACUAUGGUAACUGGAAUUAAUGCUGGUGCAUACACAUGUACAGCGGUGAACGGUAUUGGUCGGCAAUCCAUUUCAGCUACCCUGACUGUAUUAGGUAGGUACAGUACUGCUCAAAAAUAAGUCAAGAUCCUCUUGCGAUGCAAGAGUCUUGUCUUGAGGGAUAAAAUCCUUGUCUUGCAGGUGGAUUAACCCUUAAAGCCCCAGCAUCAACAUGCAUCUUCUCCACACUGUUCUUCAUACAUUCCUUAUGGUACUGCUUGAGAGAAUUUGUUCUAACAUCACAACAUUUCAUCUUUGGUGAUCAUUCCGUUAAUUCUCAUGACCUGUCUGUUUGAUCAGGCAGUGUAUUAUUGGGAGAAAUUGGAUGUCGAUCACUAUUGGGGCUUCAAGGGUUAACAACACUGCAAGUGUGUAGUGUGGCCAGAGAAUAAAGAUGACAUUUUGCGACACCACCACUGGUUUCACUGAGAAACCAUUGGAGGAACGAGCACCCAGACCUGGUUAGUGAUAGGUCAUCACAGAAUUUUUGCGCUCGUUCCUUAGAUGUAAUUUUGCAGGAGGAACCAGUCAGUGGUGGAUCUAGACUAGACCUUUAGAUAAGGGGAGGGGCCCGGUCAUCCAGACCCUGAGAUAAGCGGGUCCUGGUCUUAUUUUUCCAGCCCUUUGGGCCUCAGUUUGGUCUAAAAAUAAGGGGGGGGGCCUCCCCUGGAUCCGCCACUGCCAGUGGUGGCAUUGCAAAAUGUGACCUGUUUUCUCAGACAAGUGUUCAAGUGUCAAGGAUUCCCUUUCCUACUAGCACUUCCAAAAACUCGUACUUUUAAUACUUUGAGUGUAAUUUGUGUUAUGUAGUAGUGCAGAUUUGUAAGAUAUUGUUAUUUGAGAGAUUAAGAGUCACAUUUACACCAAACGGCAAAAGUGAAUUGGUACCACGUGACCAAGUUUCCCCCGUAUUCUCGUUUACUGUUUAUCACUUCUACUCAAAAUUAAGCAAUUUCACGCUAGUUUUAUCCAAAAGAAUUGUUCUGGGCGGUUUUUAUCUGCUUAUUUUCUAUUCUGAGAAACUCUCAACUUGAAUCUGACAUUUGCCGUUUGCCCUAAACGUGACUCUUAAUCUCUUUUGCAAUUUUCAAAAUUAAAAAAAAAAACGUGAAAUUUAAGUCUUACAAGUUGAUUCUGUUUCAGGUAGCUUGAACAACGGAACAACAUUAGAGAGGUUUAGCAAAAAAAAAAAAGGAGAGGUUAAGCAUCACGUUUGCGUCAAAUUGCAAACGCAAAUUUGUACAAGAGACCAAGUUUCUCCUUUACUUUUCGUUUACUGUUCAUUAUUUCUACACAUAAAUUAGUAGUCUCACGCCAUUUUUUAACCAUAAGAAUUGUUUUGAACUGUUUUUUAUCAGGGCCCAGUUCCUGAAAGGCCGAUUAGCUUUAAUCCUGGAUUAAAAUUUUGUUCCGUUUUUGUUUUUUACAUUCCUAUACAUUUCUUAGGGUAAAAUUUUGUGUUAUCAUUACUGUAUCUCGUAGUAAACACUCAACAAUAUUUUGUAACCCCGCGUUGCAUGUUCUUAGAUGAGAAAACCGUGCUUGAAAUUUGGCUUAAUCCUGGGUAAAACUUAACCAUCUUUCGAGAAACCAGGCCCUGCUCAUUUUCUAUUUUGAGAAAUUAUCAACUUGAAUCUAACGUUUGCCGUUUGCCGUAUACAUGAAGCUUAAACUCUCUGUUAUUUACAGCCUACGGCGACAGGUGAGCAACGUUGAUUCUCCUCUCUAGAAGAAGGUAGUGUUGGGACAACGCGAGAAAUGUCCUUGAGGGCAAAAUGUCUUAACUAAUUUUGUCACCGAUUGGUUCGUUUCAGCUCCUCCAAGAUUCUCAACACACUUGACAAACAGGACACAAAAUAUCAACAGUCAACUUGUUGUGGAAUGUACAGCUAAUGCAGCUCCUGUUCCAGAUUAUCAGUGGUCAUUUAAUGGGUCCAUUAUUUCAAGACAGCGCAGCCUUAACAUAACUUCUCUAAGCCGCGAUAAUCAAGGAUUUUACUUGUGCACUGCAAACAACUCACUGGGAUCAGUUCAGGGCGGUUUCUAUUUGAUAGUUCAAGGUAAAGUUGCUGUGUUGUAACAUAUUUCCUUUGUUUAACUAAGUAAUAAAAUAAAGUCAGGAUGCAUAUUCUCAAAACGGUCAGUCUCCAUACUUUUUCUGAAGUACUGGCCACAAAACUUGAAUGUCAUUUUGGUUUUUUCUUUUUUAAAACCUCGACUUUGUCCUGGUUGGCAUCCAUCCAUUUAGUUCUCACGCUUCAUCAAUAAUGCUUUUUUCCCCUCUUUAAAACAUGACUGUAUGUAUUAUCGUGUCUUGACAUCUUUUUGACCACUUUUUUUCUAGUUCCACCAACAUUUGUUGAAUCUCCCAAGAAUCAAACCAUUCCCAAGGGACAUACAGCCUCUUUUCCAUGCGCUGCAUUAGGAGACCCACGGCCAUCAAUCACGUGGUACAAGUCACAUGACCUCAUCACCAGUAAUGCGCGCUAUCAUAUUUUAGCCAAUCAGACACUAGUAAUAUUCAGCGUCACUGCACAGGACAGUGGAUCGUUAACGUGUCGUGCAAUGAACGAAGCGGGGACCAGAGAAGCGAAGGCAUAUCUUCUAGUGGCAGGUUUGGCAUUUAUUUUCUUGUACAUUAUCGUUUUCAUUCCCGAUUUCUAUAAAAUUUAAUGCACUGUGGUUUCACUCUUACUGCAACAAUCGUAAGAAAUGGGGACAACCUCAUUACAUUAUGUCCACUGUGCUGCAUCCUCCACCAUUAUCUCAGCGACAAAAAAAUUACUGAAAUGUCAUCUGUUACAGAUUUUCCAGUUUUCACAACGUUGCCAAGCAAUGCAUCAGUGGAAGAGGGACACACUGUUACUCUUACGUGCCGUGCUAAAGGACCAGACACCCCUCAAAUCACGUGGUUGAGAGAAGAUGGCAGUGGAAUUCCAAUCAACAUUGUUGCCAGUGUAGACACACAGCUGGAUCCUAGCGGCGAUCUGAAAUACACCAAUGCAAAGUCAAAGCACAGAGGAAUGCAUAUAUGUAAAGCUUGCAAUACUGCUGGGUGUAAAAUGGCAAAGGCUUUUUUAAAUAUCUUAUGUAAGUGAAUAAUCUCGCUUUUGUCUUUCGCGGUUUUUGGUAAUGAUGGGCGGAGACGAAUGUGUCGCGAAAAAAUAUCGGGCAAAGAAGUUUUUUUUUUAGUUUUUUGGGCGCGCUUUUCCCACUCGUCUCGACCAAUUAAGAGCCUGGAGUAGGCCAGCACUUUUUAUACUGGUGUCCUACUGAGUGGUUUGCCCGCUAGCUAAUUCCUUUUCUCUCACCCCCCCCCCCCCCCCCCCCCCCCCCCCUUUCCCUCUUUACCCCCACAGUUUCCCCGAUUUCCCCCCCCCCUCCUUUUGCUGGUGUUUUGUUUUUGUAGUUUAUUACCCCCCCUUUUAGGUCAACAUCAAAAAAUAAAAAAAAAAUCAAAAACCAAAAAAGAGAAAAAAAGGAUUGCAGAGAAAAUGACGUCGGGGGGGGCGGGCUUUUGUGGUAUUUCCCCCCCCCCCCCCUUCCCCCCCUCCCCUUUACCAUCUUAACCCGCAAGUUUGACCGAGUUCGCACACCCAUUUCUAUGCUGAGUUGUUAGUUUGGAUAGUUCAUGCACCCACUUUAAGGUCCAAAGUCAAAACUGCAUAACUAACUGAAAAGCCAUAGAGAGAUAGAAAGUGUCUACGGCAAACUGGCUCUGGGGGCGAGCUGCUUAUGGGUUUAACUAGCCACGGGGCGCCGAGCUGGCUACGGUACAUAAUCCGCUCGUCUCCAAAACAUUUGAAGAGGCUGAUCUCAAAAGAACACUAUAUAAUAAUACAUGUAUAUAAUAAUAGUGAUGUUUUCAUUCGCUUUCCAGUUGCUCCACGCUUCCCAGUCUCUCCAGCCCCUGUUUUUGUUCUCAAGGGACAUACUGCUUAUCUAGAGUGUAAACCAGAGUCCAAUCCCCCUCCCGUCAUAACAUGGCUGAGAGAUGGACAGAGCCUCGCUGGAUCUGGACACCAGUAUAUUGUCAAUAACGUGCAACCAGCCGAUGAGGGGUCGUAUACUUGCAAUGUUAAGAACAGUAGAGGAUCAACACAAGGAACGGUUGAGUUGUCAAUUGGAAGUAAGUCUUAAGGCUGUUUGUUUCAUAUGCUUGGAGCAAACUUCACUAAAUUUUUCGUAGCCUCCAGCUACCUGCAACUUCGACUAUGCCAUCUACACUACCGGUAUCCGAUACAAUAUGAACAGCAACGGCACAGAACUGAAGCAAAUCGCUCGCACACAUCGAACAUCAUUGUACCGGAGCGGUUGUCCAGUUCCUUACUUCUGAACAUUUACUGCCGUGUUAGUGUCUCAAUAGGCCAUUACCGAGUUCAAAAUGCUCUCACUUUCAAAACGAGACUAAGUGCAAAACCUUUCUUGUUCAAAUUAGUCCUAUUAGAGAGCUUUAGAUUCUGAGACGAGAACGAGAUUUUCUCAGUAUUAAGUACUGCUCGCCAGUGAACCGUCGUGAUUCUACUGCGAGUUUUGACGAGAAUGUCGUAGUGGCGGAAACAAGUUAUCAAAUUAUAGAAGUUUCUUCAUCAUUUUGCGACCGGGGAAGGGCUAAACCUUCUGCAAUAAAAAUAACCGCACUAAUUUUUCCGGUGAAAAAUAGUACAAUGAAGCUUUCUAGAUUGAAUAUUUUUCGAGAAUACGCGAAAAAGUUUUAGGUUUAAUCUCGUAGUCGUAGUCGGCCUCGUCUUCAAAUCUAAAGCUCUCUAAUUUGUGAAAAUGAAAAUCAUUUUGACGUCAAUGGCUUCGUACUUAGCCUCGCACUGAAACGGAGGCUUGGGGUAACUGGGAAAUGGCCUAGUAGAAUGAAGAUAGGGUUUGUUGCUAAGGAAACAUGUACAGCUCUGUACUAAUAAUUCACUCGAACUUGUUUAAUAGCGAAGGCGAAAAUAACAGACUUCAAACAGACACCAAGGCCAAACAGGAAAGUUUUGUUGCAAUGCGUUGUGGAUGGAAUACCUUCUCCCGAAGUGACCUGGUAUCUACAGAAUUCCAAGCUUCCCGACAAGCAAAACUUUCCUGACUAUGACGUCACAUCAAGCAGAGAACUGCUCUUACCAGCUGCAGCUUGGAGCAGCAAUUCUUUUUUGUGCAAUUGCACCAAUCCACUUGAUUCAGUGGCGAACUUUGCAAGAGGUAAAUUUUUUGAGAUGUUAAGUCCUUAUUUGUACGGUAUAAAAGCUGACUUGAACUGAUCGUGUGGCAUGUUUUGCAUAAAGUAACUAUGACUACUGAGAGGUGAAGUGAUUUAUGAAUUGACAGAUCAAAAUAGUAGUGGAGAGGGUUUGAAAGGGUAGAACACAGGCAAUUUUGAAAAUGUGGUGAUUGGUUUGGUUGUGUAAAACGAAGCUUUGUAAUUGGCUGAAAAACAUCGUGCCAUCUUAUCAGCCAAUCAGAAGUAACGGCCGCCAAUUGGCGCGAAGCGCGUUUUCCCGUCCGUGGCACCUGCUACAUGCUGAGCCUCAGGUUCUGAUUGGUUCCUUGGAUUGUCUGCACAUUUUGUGAUUGGCUAAAGAAAUAACUUUUGUGUCUGUUUCACGUAACUCAACUGAUGUAUCUUGGUUUUAGUUCCCGUGGCACCUUCCGAUGUAACCAUAACAACGAUCAUGGAGACGUCAUUGCACGUGACCUGGAACAAAUCAAGUGCCUUGGACCUUGUUCUGCAAUACAUGGUGGAAGUUAUGUCUGCAACUGGAGACUGGGAACAAGUCAAUGAAACCAUAUUAGGAACGUCAGUACUUGUCAGUGAAUUGAACUCAUUCACUACUUACUCGUUCAGAGUGAGGGCCAAAAAUGGUCUGGGAACUAGUCUGUACAGCCAACCAUCUCAGAAUGUGACUACAUUGGAGGGAGGUAUGCAAGAUAUUUUGGUACAAACGAUGUAUGAGAUGGCCGCCAAAAUGAAGAUAUGCGAACUUAGUAAAAGCAUGGACUUGACAAAGUAGUGGAGAUAUUGGAAACAGAAAGCUAAGAACGUUUUCUAGUCACAAGAAAUUGUCCAUCGUGACGAAAUUUUUUUUUUGCUCUGAAAUGGAUAACAAACGAGAAGGAAACUGGGGCCGAUUUACUUUCGCGAAGACUUCAGGGACUGUUAAUGAGGACAAGGAAAAAAUUGACCAAUAGCUGACGAGCACGUCCCCAGUAAAGAUCCCAAAAGUCUUAGCGAAAGUUAAAUCGGCCCAAGGUUUUUUUUCGUUUUGUGGCGAAUUCGUACUCCGUGGGUAUCUUCUGCCAAAAAAAAAAAAAAAAAAACAAAGCGAAGAGCAAAGAGAAUUAAACAACAGACCUUUUAGGACUCAUGUGUCAGUUUUUUUUCUUUUUCUCGUUCUUUUUUUUCAGGGUUUUUUUAAUUUUGUUCAUAUUUUAUGGGAUUGAGCUUGUAAGUUGCAUUUGUUGUCUUCUCCUAACAGCACCGUCAACCCCGAGGGAGCUAAAAUUAACGGCCAAGAAUGAUAGCGUCAUCGUGAUGUCUUGGAUCAAACCGGCUAUGUUAAAUGGUUACCUCAGCAAUAUCCUCUACCGAGUCAAUUACAUACCACAGGGUGGCAAUGUCUCGGACGAUUUGUUUAUUCGGCAUUCUCCAUCUGGAAGCCCGCAAAAUUUCACGUUGGUAGGCCUGUUACCUGACACUGUUUACACUAUUAUGGUGUUUGCUGGAAGAAAAAGGAAUGAUGGCGUGGAAAGAUGGAGUAGACAUGUUUCAGAAGCUGUAAAAACAUGGCAGAUAGGUGAGUGAAACGUGGAGCGUGUUCGACUGAACGUUUCAUACAAGUGUUUCUCCACUCUGUGGGAAGAAUGGGCCAUCGAUUUUUUAGAUCGUUUGGAUGGUAAACAAGUAAUUACUGGUUUAUGGUUAGAUACCAUCGAUCAAGAAAAACUAACUCUUGUGCACGCAUAUAUUCCCAGAAACCUUGCGGUUAACAGUUGUGCCUAUUCUUCUGUUGUGUGUGGAGCAUCAAAUAGAGCCUUUGCCCGUGACGUCACGUCCGCCAUCUUGGUGUCUUAAACCAGUCCUGUGGGAAUUGAACUCUUUUCUUAUGUAAACUCUUUCUUUUGUCGCAAUAAAUUUGCAUGGCUGCUAUCCACGUGAGUGAAAACGCCCUAUAGCAGACAGGCAGUCAGAAAAAUCAGCAAACGUGAACUCUAAGCAAACUCGCUGCCAGGUUUCUCUCCUACUCGUCCCACGUCCCCUCGUCCCUCUUGCUUCGUUGGGACGAGUAGGAGAGAAACCUGGGAACGAGGUUGGAACGUGAAGCAUUACAAACGUGCAUUUAACCUUUACUAGGCUAGGAAAGCAAACUUGUUUUGCAUUAUGCAGCAAUCGAGAAAAAAUCUCUUGCUGACAAGUUCUUAUUCAUUUUUUAGUUCCCCUGACGCCGCCUGUGGAUUUAACAGUGCUGUCUAAUGGAGCUUAUCAGAUCAUGGUUAAAUGGAAGGUGCAGUAUCAUUCAAAGCAAAGCCUUAAGUCAGCACGCCUUUUUGAUUUGUCUCGUUUGUAUUUAUCUUUUUGAGAACCCAAUGAGCAAAAUUUCAUAAAUAUCUCGUAAAUGCUUUGCAGGAAAAGAGAGCUUGGAAGAUAAUAAGUGUGUCUUUCUUUUUUCUCAGUAGUCCGUCGAGCGAUAACCAUGAGCAUGACUUGCACCCUCGUUUGCCGCGUCUUGCGGCGGUGCCGGUGCGCGCGUGCACUUCCCUCACAAAAUCUGAGGAAAAAAGGAAGAGAAACUGCUCACAAUGUAGUCUUUCUUCAGUGCUAUAAUUUUUUCUUUAAUUCCUUUUUGUAGAUUCCUCCUUUUUCAGUUGCGGGUUACGAUGUGUGGCACAAAGAAUACCAGAGUGCGGUUGCUUAUAAGCAGGUGCGGUUACAUAACAUGAUGCACACGGUGCACCUCAUCCUUGAUCUUAAACCCGACACCAAAUACGAAAUAAAAGCCCGGAUGUAUAGCAAUGCAGGGAUUGGUCCUUUCUCAGAACCACAAGUCGUCAAGACCGGUACAGGUAAGUUUUCCUUAUGAAAUUUAGGCGAGCACCUAAAAGAUAUGAUGUAUGAUUUCAAAGGAAGAAAUGUGGCGCUUUAUCGCUGGGAAACUUUGGCUUAAUCGUAUAUUUUGGUGAGGUAAAUUAAACACGUAUCAAUUGACCAUAAAGAGUUACUGAUGGACGGCUCCAUUUUAGUGAGACAAGCCAGAAAUGCGUGAGCCUGCAUGAAAUUGACUUUAAAUUCCGGGUUUAAGUUCUUUGGCAUAUCUUUAGCUUUGAAAUGGUAGUCUGGUAUUUGAUCUACAAAAGUAGAAAAACCUCACUUUUAAUUAAGACAUAAUCUCAAGAUAUAAGGGGUCAUGUUUGAGUAACUUGGGAAAGUCCCUCUGGCGUGCUUAGUUGCAUUGAUCGCAAGGGCACUCAAGGGACGAUGGUGAUUAAUGGUGAUAGUUAUGAUAAUGAUGAUGAUAAUUAUGAUUAUCAUGAUCAGUGGUGGUGCUGAAGGUGGUGGUGGUGGUGGUGGUGGUGGUGGUGAUGAUGAUGAUGAUGAUGAUGAUAGUGGUGGUGGCGGUGGUGGUGAUGAUGACGAUGGUAGUGGUGGUAGUGGUGGUGGUGAUAAUAAUACUAAUGAUGACGAAAUGAUGAUGUUAGUGAUGGUAAUAAUGAUGAUGAUGACGACAACGAUGAUGAUAAUGAUAUGAGCACCUCUCUCUGCUGUUACUUACAACUCCUUUGUUUUCAAAGUACAGCACAUGCCUCUAAAAUACAGCCACUUUCACUAUCUGCCCGUAUCGAAGUAUCAGUUUAGUGUGGGAGGGCGGGACGUUCGCCUAAACAUCACCUCUUACCAAACGUUUUUGACGCCGUUUUUUGUAGAUGCUCUGGUCGUAUCUUCAAAAUCAAGUGGUGAAGAAGAAACGUCUGGAUUACAAGUGGCAAUCAUUUGUUUCUUAGUUGGUUUUCUUCUCUUACUUAUUAUCAUUGCUUUUGUUUGCUUCAAACGGAGACAGACCAAACGAGCACGUAAGUCAUAAUCUUGUACCCAGAUCUAUCCCUGCUCAGCAUUAACCGCGGUAGGAUUAGCUCAGUCGGUAGAGCGCUUGACUGCAGAGCGGGAGGUCGCAGGUUCUCUUCCCGGGGCCGGACCAACACUCAGGGUCUUAGAAUGACUGAGAAAUGAAAGUACUGCCUUUGCCCUGCAAAUGGCUAGACCUUCGCGUGGCUCGGAUGACCACAUAAAAUGGCGGUCCCGUCUCCCGCAGGAGACGUAAAAAUAGUGUCUCCAAUUAGUACUUUCGUGCUAAAUACAUUGACACACAAAUAAAUUUCAUUUGUUUUUUUUUUGUUUUUCAAAUUUGAAAGCCUCGUGCAGAUGCCUUUAGAACGUGGUAUAUCGUAAACUUUCGUUUAUAUGCCCCCCUUCCCUCCCCCAGUUAUACGCCCAUCUACCUGUAAAAAGUACAUCUGGUUAUAAAUGUAUAAAUGGGUACUCUUACCACAAGGUCUGGAUUCGGUCUCAUAAUGGGCAACGGCACCUUGAGAAAAUGAUUCAUUUUUUUUUUUAGGUCAAAGUUUCCGUAUUGAAAACGCGCAGGGAGAUCCAUCGCUAAACUACACCGUUCGAAACAGAGGUCGACGAGCCGAAAGUAACACCUCGCGCGGUUCUACGAGUAACGAUAGCGAUGGAAGCGUGGAGGGCACAUACAACUUCGCGGUCGAAGAUGAUGAUAUCGACGAGCAAAUGUUCGUAGGAGACAGGAACUCAGCUAGUCUCGCGCGCGCGCAUGAUCCACGACUGCGGUACUUGGAUCCAUCGACGCUAAGCCACGAGGUCUCUUUAUCCUCGGGGGAUGACGGAGAUUAUAUUCGCCUGAAAAACUACCAACCCACGCGCAGUCCUGUAGCCCCUCGGAGGAACGGGAAUACUGUCUAUGCUAGUGUAGAUGUUAGCCAUAAUGCGCAAAUGGGAACCAACGCAGCGGAACGAGAUUUAGAAAACCUGAAGGGACAAAAUCAAUAUUUAACGAAUGUACCCAAGGAUUCUACCGAGUUAUCUUCCAGUGAUGAAGACGAUACUCCUCCCAACUGGAUUCCCCCACCCCCUCCGGUAACAAAAUACGAUCCUUUAGAGAAUUCCCAGGAAGAUAAAGACCAUAAGGACCGGAUAGCUGUUCCGGACAGUUUAGUUAAGAGAGCUGCCGAUAAAUCCACCAGUGGUAGCGCAGCAAACGGACUUACAACAAAUGAAUCGAGUUCAUCUGACGACGACGACGAUUCCAAAAGUCGUCUAGCGGUACAUGGAAAUGAACGUCCAUUAUACUCGCAAGUUGAUCCAUCGAAAAAGAAGAAGAAGAAAACUAGAGAAGGUGCUAGUGAGUCAUGUGAUAGAACUGAAAAUGGAAUAUCCACCAACGGCUCCAGUUCUGAUUCAGAAACAUCAGAAGAUGACAGUGUGAACUGGCCCCCACCACCCCCUCCCCCACAGAGAUUAUCAAACCUACCUGAUGAUUCUGACUGGGAACGACCCCUCCCCCCUGAUAUCAUGGCUUUACCGGGCAAGAGGAACCGUUUUGCGGCUUGGGCGGACGACGAGUCUUGA